CACGCACAGGAAAACAUUCUCUGCUUCAAAGUUUUGUUUUUGUUUUUCCUUUUCCUUCUUUUUAUUUUUGUAAUCUAAUUUUGUGAUUAAAAAGUAGUAGCUUUAUCUGGUUUUUUCCUAGUCUUCAUUUAUGCAAUGGAAUUUCUAGAAGGAGAUGAUGUGCUAGGGCAAAUCGAUUGGGAUAAUUUGUUGGAUGGAUUCCCGGAUUCCGAUAGCAUCUUCGAAUUAGAACCUCCUUUAACCACAGACUUGCAACCGAUCAACGAUUCUUCGAAUUCAUCAUCACCUGCUACGGUUUCGUCUUGGAUCGGAGAGGUUGAGACCUUGUUGAUGAAAGAUGACGACGAUAAGGUUGAUCAGCUGGAGAACUGCAACGCUUUCUUGGCAGAUAUUUUAGUUGAUUCUCCUUCUGCUCACGAGUCUGGUGGCGAGGUCCUUGAUGCUUCCACCGAUAAGGAUUCCACUUCUUCCGAUGAUGCUGACGGCGGCCCGAAGGAGAAAGACGACGGAGCGGAGGAGAAGAACAACAACGAUGAGGAGGAAGAUCCUGAUGAUAUUGUGUCCAAGAAACGGAGAAGGCAGUUGAGAAAUAAGGACGCGGCAGUGAGAUCAAGGGAAAGGAAGAAGUUGCAUGUGAGGGAUCUUGAAAUUAAGAGUAGGUAUUUGGAAGGGGAAUGCAGGAGGCUGGACAGGCUGCUUCAGUGUUUUAUCGCGGAGAACCAUGCUCUACGCCUUAGUUUACAGAGGGGCAAUGCAUUUGGUGUUACCUCGGCCAAGCAGGAGUCUGCUGUGCUCUUGUUGGAAUCCCUGCUGUUGGGUUCCCUGCUUUGGCUCCUGGGCAUCAUGUGCCUAUUCCCCCAGCCUGCAAUGCCCCAGUCAACAAUGGUGGAAGUUCUACUAGAAACAAUGGAAAAGAAAGCACCAGAAAACGUGGCUCAAAGAGGAGCAGGAAGUAAAAUAUUCAUAUCCUUGGCAAACAGUAGAAGAUGCAAAGCUUCAAGGCCAAGGAUGAAACUUACCGGUGUAAUCUUUCCUUCUCUAAAUUUGGUUUUGUAAUUAAGGUCUAGAGCUCUUUAUCAUGUUGAGCUGAGUGAUCAAAGCUGGUUGAAUGUUUCGAUGAGCACAUAGAACAAUGCUGUUCCCUGAUUGACAAUUAGAAACUCUUUAUCGUAUCCAUAUUUGAAUUUUGACUGAAAA
Messenger RNA from Populus trichocarpa (black cottonwood), 1197 nucleotides. RefSeq names its product bZIP transcription factor 60. The coding region runs from base 136 to 1056 and encodes 306 amino acids. Gene Ontology annotation, biological process: regulation of DNA-templated transcription. The record is from RefSeq and is a predicted model, not a curated record. Gene Ontology annotation, molecular function: DNA-binding transcription factor activity. Lineage: Eukaryota; Viridiplantae; Streptophyta; Magnoliopsida; Malpighiales; Salicaceae. The transcript is spliced from 3 exons.